Polypterus senegalus (gray bichir) is the source of this 1519-nucleotide messenger RNA. Its product is annotated as tripartite motif-containing protein 16-like. The coding region runs from base 29 to 1519 and encodes 496 amino acids. Lineage: Eukaryota; Metazoa; Chordata; Cladistia; Polypteriformes; Polypteridae. Gene Ontology annotation, molecular function: zinc ion binding; protein binding. The transcript has 6 exons. The record is from RefSeq and is a predicted model, not a curated record.
UCUCUGCCUGCCUCUCCUCAUACUGACAAUGGCUGAAGCCCACCUGGGUGGAUUACAGGAUGAGUUCAUCUGCUCAAUUUGUCUGGACACCUUGACUGACCCUGUCACCAUCCCCUGUGGUCACAAUUUCUGUCUGAAGUGCAUCACAGACUACUGGGAUCACAUCCAAGAGUUCUUCUGUCCGCAGUGUAGAGACAACUUCAGGACAAGGCCUGCUCUGCGAAGAAACACUCUGCUGAAUGAAGUCAUCAAAACAUAUAAAAAGACAGGGCUCAGUUCUCAGCCAUCUAAGAAUUAUGCUAGCUCCGGAGAUGUGGAAUGUGACGCCUGUACUGGGAAGAAGUUGAGAGCGGUGAAGUCAUGUCUAACCUGCUUGGCCUCUUUCUGUCAGACUCACCUGCAGCCUCACUAUGAAAUAGCAGCCUGGAAGGGACACAAGCUGACUGACCCUGAUAGAAAUCUGAAGGGGAAGCUCUGUGAGAAACAUCAGAAAAGUCUGGAGAUGUUUUGCAGAACUGACAAGACGUGCAUCUGCGUGAUGUGUGGAAUGACUGAACACAACAGUCAUGAAAAGGUCGAGUUGAAGAUGGAAAGAGAAGGAAAACAGAAACAGCUGGGGGAGACAGAGAGUGAAAUUAGGAGAAGACUUGAGGUGAAAGAGAAGAAACUGAAGGAGACGAGGAGGACAGCAGAGGAGAUGAAGACUUUCUCAUCUCGCUGUGUCCUUCCUGCUAAUAGAGACUCACUCAGCUUCACUGUCACUGCUGAUUUCUCAUCUCAGAACCUGCUAAAGAAGCUGUCAGGUCUGACAAAGAGUCUGGAGAAGAUCGGCCAGUGGGAAAUCAUGACAUGGACUUCACCAGGUCGUGAAGCUCCAAUCUUCACCCUACAGCCUCCUGAACCUCAGAGCAGAGAGGAGUUUUUACAAUACUUCUGUCCCCUCACACUGGACAUCAACACGGCACACAGAGACCUCCAAUUGUCUGAAGGGAACAAGAAGGUGACACAUGAGGGGACAGAGACUGAAUAUCCUGAUCAUCCUGACAGAUUUGACUUCUGGGAACAAGUUUUGUGCAGAGAGGGUCUGACUGGGACUCGCUGUUACUGGGAGGUGGAGUGCAGUGGACGCCUCAUGAGAACUGGAGUUGCAUAUAAACGACUGAGCAGGAAAGGAUGGAGUGUGGAGUGCAACCUUGGAAACAACGACAAGUCCUGGAGUUUGCGGUGUUGUGAUUCCAAAUAUUCUGCUCUUCACAAUAACCAUCAGACUGAAAUCAGCGCCCCCUAUAGCCCCAGAAUAGGUGUGUAUCUGGACUGGACUGUUGGCUCUCUGUCAUUUUAUAGCGUCUCACACACAAUGACCCUCCUGCACAGGUUCAACACCUCCUUCACUGAGCCCCUCUAUCCAGGGUUUUGGCUUCAUUUAGACUCCAGUUUUAGGGUGAAAUUAAAUUUACAGGAUGGGAGGGUGGGGAGCAGCACCUCUGUGAUUGAAUUUAUGGAUGACAAUGCGGGGUGA